Messenger RNA from Limulus polyphemus (Atlantic horseshoe crab), 2300 nucleotides. Its product is annotated as solute carrier family 23 member 2-like. Gene Ontology annotation, biological process: transmembrane transport. Bases 92 to 1927 code for a protein of 611 amino acids. Lineage: Eukaryota; Metazoa; Arthropoda; Merostomata; Xiphosura; Limulidae. The transcript is spliced from 12 exons. The record is from RefSeq and is a predicted model, not a curated record. Gene Ontology annotation, cellular component: membrane. Gene Ontology annotation, molecular function: transmembrane transporter activity.
UUAUACACAGUUUCAUAGUUGUGCUUGAUAUAUCCCAUCCAGUUCUGUACCUGUUACAUCUUGGAGUGAAUGUUAAAAAUCCUUUGUUACCAUGGUGCAGGACAAUCCAGAUUACGAACUUAAGAUAGAAAGAGACGUCGUAGAAAACGAAAUUCAGGAUGAAGUCGAUGAGCCAAAGGUUUCUAUUGUGGACAUCAAAGACGAAGGCAGAGUCAAGGGUGACAUCUUAUACAAGGUGGAUGAAACUCCUCGUUGGUAUCUCUGUGUCCUACUUGGGAUUCAGCAAUAUCUGACGAUGUUCGGAUCGACUGUGGCAUAUCCUUACAUGAUUACACCUAAGCUGUGCAUCCAAGAAUCCGACCCGGCUCGAGGCUACAUAACAUCAACAAUAUUUUUUGUGUCAGGUUUAGGGACCCUAAUCCAGUCAACAUUCGGAACAAGGCUUCCGAUAAUUCAGGGUCCGUCUUUUACUUUUCUGGCUUCGAUAUUUGCUAUUUUAAAUUUACCUCAGUGGAAAUGUUCUAGUGAGGAAGAAAUGCUGUCGGCAACAGAAGAAGAGCUACAAGAAAUCUGGCAACUCCGAAUGAGAGAGAUCCAAGGUGCUAUUAUUGUGGCAUCCAUCAUUGAAACGGUUAUUGGACUCACAGGUGUUAUUGGAAUAAUACUUCAGUGGUUAACUCCUUUAGUUAUCGUCCCAACCAUAGCGUUGAUAGGACUUUCUCUAUUCGAAGAAGCAGCUUCUGAAGCUAGUAAAAACUGGGGAAUAGCUAUUUUGACAAUAUUCCUUCUUGUGCUCUUCUCCAAGUACCUUGAAAGCAUUAAUAUCUCUUGUUGUAGCUACAGCAAAGAAAGAGGAUGGAAGAUCAAACAACUCCCCUUUUUCAAGCUUUUUCCAGUGUUACUAACCAUUGUUACUGCGUGGGUUAUUUGUUUCAUAUUAACUGCUUCAGGUGCUCUAGGACCAACCAACGCAGCCAGAACUGAUCUUCGUGUACAGACGAUACACUCGAGCCCAUGGUUUAGGUUUCCUUAUCCAGGACAGUGGGGUUUACCAACAGUCAGUAUUGGUGCAGUUUUGGGAAUGUUUGCCGGAAUAUUAGCAUCGAUAUUGGAAUCAAUAGGAGAUUACUACGCAUGUGCGCGACUAGCUUGCGUACCUCGCCCUCCACCUAGCGCUAUAAAUCGUGGAAUAUUUGCAGAGGGAAUUUCCUGUAUCAUCUCUGGAAUCUGGGGAUCUGGAAGCGGAAUGACUUCCUACAGUCAAAACAUUGGAGCAAUUGAAAUAACAAAAGUGGCCAGUCGACGGGUUAUUCAGUAUGGUGCUGUUACCAUGAUCAUGUUUGCCGUUCUGGGGAAGCUUGGAGCCUUCUUAAACACUAUUCCAGAGCCCAUUAUUGGAGGAAUCUUCUGUGUUAUGUUUGCCAUUAUAACGGGAGUUGGACUGUCCAAUGCCCAAUUUAUCGACCUCCACUCUUCCAGAAAUAUUAUUAUCCUUGGACUAUCUUUAUUUAUGGGGAUUACCAUUCCAAAGUGGUUUAAGGGCCACCCAGGUACUAUUGAUGUGGGGAAUGACGCAGCAAACCAACUUAUUACAGUUCUUUUGAACACUGGUGUAUUUGUUGGUGGACUCAUUGCGUUCGUGUUAGACAAUUCCAUACCAGGGACGGAUGAAGAAAGAGGACUCAUCAAAUGGAGAGAACAAGGCCUUGAACAUAAUAUAUCUGAAGGUGAUGAGUCGACACUUUCGUCACCUUCAACCUAUGACCUCCCGUUCGGCAUGGACGUAAUUAAAAGACAUAAGAUUUUCAAGUACAUUCCUAUCAGUCCAACAUACGACCAGAAUAUAUUUCUUGGUAAAUUAAGAGCAUUAUUUAACAGACUUAAACCUCAAAAGAAUAAUAAUCAUAACAUCGACUCUCAAAAUUAAGAUCGCCUUUUUUAUUUACAACGAUUAACAGAAAAGUAAAUAUAAAUGUAUGGUUGGUUUGAUAUAAUAAGACCAGGUUAUUUUAAUACCUUUUUUUAUAUUAGAAUCUUCAUAAUUUGCAAAUUCCUAUUCCUAUAUCUUAGCUAAUGCUACUGGAAAAAUGUGCGUAAACGGAAGUAUUAGAAUCGUGUUUCUACAGAAAUAGAUCUAAAUCAAGUUAUUGUACAACCUGCAGCGUGGUAGUUUCCGUUAAGUUCAUGUAUAAUUGAAACAAAAUACAUAAAAUAAGAAUUUGUAAUUUUCGUCACCUCUUGUCCAGUUUAGGUGCACAAGUACUUUAGACAAACAAUACUCGACAAAAUGUGUUGAAACC